AUGUACUCCUCUGGUUCAGUUGGUAGAGUGUCAGUCUCAUCAUCUGAUGGUCGCCAGAGCUACAUCGGUCAAGAUUGUGCUGACGGUCAUCGAAGUAAGGCCGAAUCGUCUAUCAAUAUCGAUGAUCCCCAUGAUGACAAUGCCCUGUAA
Molecule: messenger RNA, 150 nt
Organism: Plasmopara halstedii
Lineage: Eukaryota; Oomycota; Peronosporomycetes; Peronosporales; Peronosporaceae
Exons: 2
Coding region: 1-150 (49 amino acids)
Source: RefSeq, a predicted model, not a curated record